Messenger RNA from Ruditapes philippinarum (Manila clam), 3063 nucleotides. RefSeq lists its product as uncharacterized. Gene Ontology annotation, molecular function: protein binding. The coding region runs from base 101 to 1267 and encodes 388 amino acids. The transcript has a single exon. Lineage: Eukaryota; Metazoa; Mollusca; Bivalvia; Venerida; Veneridae. The record is from RefSeq and is a predicted model, not a curated record.
CCUUUGAUUUGUAACCGCCACUGUUAGCUGUUAGUAGUUCACUGUACGUACUCAGUAGCGAUCGUUAAAUUUUAUUUACUUUAACUAAACUACAUUUUAUAUGGAGGCAGUUGAAAACGUCAGAAUUGUAGACGAAUCAGAAGAUGCAGAAGCUGAACAUACCGUUACCGAUGAAGAUAGUGAGAGUGUGGAUUUAGCCGAGGUUAUAUCGCCUACUUUCGGUUUCACUGAAAAAACUUGGAGAACUGAUCUUUGUCUUGUUGUUGAAGGAACAAAGCUUUACGUCGCAAAGGUGAUUCUGUCACUUGCAUCACCAGUAUUUGAUGCAUUGUUUCAAUCCGAUUUCAAAGAAAAGUCAAGUGACGAGCUAGAAUUGCCUGGGAAGAAACUAAGGGACGUCUUAGAAUUCCUUCGAUGUAUUUACCCGAACAAAUGCGCCCAAAUCAAUCGCGACAAUGCUAGGGCAAUUCUUCCCAUUUUAGAAGAGUACCAGGUCCUACAGCUUAAACCAAGAUGUGAAGUAGUUAUACUUGAGACUGUUACAGAAGAAACAUCGACGGAUGAAUUAUUACAGUUAUUGAAGGAGGCAUGUUUGUAUGAUCUUAAAGCUUUACGUGCAAGAUGCAUAUUUCUAAUAUCAUCUAGACCAUGUGAUGCAUUGGAUGAAAGUUACUGUAAGUCGUUCCCUUCCGCAAGUGCAUUAAAUGAGAUAUUUGUAGAUGUUAAUACAUCAAUGAAGAGAAAGUUAGCAGAGCUAGAAGAAGACACCAAGGAAAAUGAACUCUUUAAGCAGUACAUUACUUCAGAAAUAAGGUCUAGGACAGAUUUUAAAUGUGAUCCUAAAAAACAUUGGGAACAGAAGACUGUAGUUCUGACAGAUCUUGGUUUUGAUAACUACUGUGAAAAUGAAGGAAUUGAACUGAAUAUGUGGGGUGUGCCCCUUAAGGUUAAGACAAGUGAACUUGGAUAUUCUGGUAGUUCUCCAUUUGGUACUAUGGCUCUUAAUGUUGAUGUAAAGAAUGUUGGUCCAAAUAAGAUCACCUGUGAUGUUAAUAUGCACAGUAUACUUGUAAACAGACAACCAAAUGGAAACAAUCUUGUCAAAUUUCAAGAAGGAGUGAUUAAAAAGGAUAGGCAAACUGUAUCAUUUGAAAUUGAAAGAAUAAGUAUAAUGAAGGAUUUUGAUAAUGGUUUCCUGGUAAACAAAAAGUUUGGCAUUAUUGCACAGCUGUUUAUGUCAAAACCAAACUUAGAGAGUCCACAGUAAUCUAUACUUAAUGUUGUGUAUGUUUCUUUAUAAGUACAGUCAGGAUUGACAGGUGUGAAAGAGCAAGACAGCUUUUUUAUAUUAAUAAAAUCUGUAGACAGACUGUAUAUUGUUAUUAUUUAUCUUGUUUACGGCUACCAACACAGAACAGAAUAUCUAGCCUGAGGGUUAUCACAGUUAAACAAGGCUUUGCCGAGUUUCUUUUGAACAGUUAGUUACCUGAGAGGAAUUAAGAGUUAUUUUGGUGAACCUAAUUUAUGAAGUAACCAGUGCAAGGGAUUUUUAGUCAACCUUAUAUUAAAUGAUAUGAUUAAAUGGGUAUAAAGGACUCUUACCUGCUAUAUUUUGUUGAUGCAAAUGUCAUAAAUGAAUAUGAAAUGUACUAGUAUUAAGAUGAAUUGCUAACUGUUUGAUAAAUUAAAUUUUAAGAAAAAAUACAAGCCUUAAUAAAAGACAUUGCAUCAUUUUUAUUGUAAAUUCAGUAACAACUUAAUUUUAUGACUUCAGAAACAAAUCAUUCAUUUAUAUCUGACUACACUGAAUACAUGUACAUGGAAAGUUUUCGUUUUCAAUUCAGCUGAUUUUAAGUUAAUACUUGUAAAUAUAUCAAUAAAGUAGAAAAUUGUUUUUAUUUACUAUUCUGCAAAUCAUGAUGUAUUCUUUUUUGUGUUCUCUUAUUUUCAUUAACAAUGUAAAGUAAUGUUAUUUUGUUUAUUAGCUCACCUGUCACAAAGUGACAGGGUGAGCUUUUGUGAUAGCUUUUCGUCUAGCGUCCGUCCUUCUGUCGUCCGUCCGUCCGUAAACUUUUACUUUAAAUGACAUCUCCUCAUAAACCGCUUAGCCAAUUUCAUCCAAACUUUACAGGAAUGUUCCUUUGGUGGUCACCUUUAAAAAUUGUUCAAAGAAUUUAAUUCCAUGCGGAACUCUGGUUGCCAUGGCAACCGAUAGAAAAAACUUAAAAUACCUUCUUUUAAAAAACCCAAAGAGGUAGAGCUUAGAUAUUUGGCAUGAAACAUCUUCUAGUGAGUUUAUAUCAAGUUUGUUCAAAUAAAAGCCCUGGGGUCAAAAUUGGCCCCGCCCCGGGGGUCAUUGAUUUUCCCGAUAUGCAUAUAGUAAAAACUUAAAAAUUCUUCUUUUAGAAAACCCUAAGAGCUAGAGCUAAGAUAUUUAGCAUGAAACAUCUUCUAAUGGGUGUCUACCAAGCUUGUUCAGAUAAAAGCCCUGGAAGCCCCAGGGGGUCAUUGAUUUUCCCUAUAUGCAUAUAGUAAAAACUUUAAAAAAAAACUUCUUUUAGAGAACCCAAAGAGCAAGACCUAAGAUACUUAGCACGAAAGAUGUUCUAAUGGGUGUCUACCAAAUUUGCUCAAAUAAGAGCCCUGGGGUUAAAAUUGGCCCUGUCCCGGGGGUCAUUGAUUUUCCUUAUAUGUGUAUUGCAAAAACUUUUUAAAAAAAUCUUUUUUUGAAAAAACCCAAACAGCUAGAGUUUAGAUAUUAAGCAUGAAACGUCUUCCAAUUAGUGUCUUAAAAGUUUGUUCAAAUAAAAGCCCUGGGGUCAAAAUUGGCCCUGCCCUGGGGGACAUUAAUUUUCCUUAUAUAUGUGUAUAGCAAAAACUUAAAAAUCUUCUUUGAAUAAAAACAAAUAGCUAGAGUUUAGAUAUUAAGCAUGAAACAUCUUCUAGUGAGUGUCUUCAAAGUUUGUUCAAAUAAAAGCCCUGGGGUCAAAACUGGCCCUGCCCUAGGGAUGUCAUUGCUUUUAACUAUAUGUGUAUAGUAAAAACUUAAAAAAUCUUUUUUUU